Molecule: messenger RNA, 1689 nt
Organism: Trichomonas vaginalis G3
Lineage: Eukaryota; Parabasalia; Trichomonadida; Trichomonadidae
Exons: 1
Coding region: 1-1689 (562 amino acids)
Source: RefSeq, a predicted model, not a curated record
AUGAAUGAAAACAAAGAUGUAAACAUUGACGAUAAACUUGCCCAGAGCAUAGUUGAUGGCAUCUGUGAUUUUGAAGUACAUAAUGACGGUGGAAGCAUGAAUUUAGAAAAAGAAGUUACAUUAUUCACACUGUUUCAAGCAAUUAAUUCAUUACCCAAUCAUUUAAUUAAUGAAGCAUACGAUAACGUUUAUAACUUCUGCAGUUUAACAGAAAAUGCAAAAAGUAAUUUUGAAAAAGCACGUAAUAGAUAUGCACAUUUAAUGACUUCUCCAUUUGUUUUGGUGAAGAUUCUAAAACUAUAUCAAAAAGAAUAUUAUGAUGAAUACGUUUUACCUUUAUUACGUAAGCCAAAAAUAACAUUUGAUAUCAAACUUGAUGACUCGUUUUUGAUAACAGAUAUUAGACGCAAGGCUGAAAAUCAUCAGUAUAAAAACAGUUCUGAAGUAAUUGAGGAUUUAUCACGUGUAAUCCGUUUUGUAGAUUCUGGAAACAAAUACUUCAUUCAAAAGGACUACAAUAUCCACGACAAAAUGAAUCAAAUAUCAUUCGUUCUUCAAUCAAACAUGAAAGAGUCACUCAAAAUGAUUAAAUUAUUUAAAGAAGAAGGUAAAACCAUAACAGCAUGGGAUUUACUACUAAAUCAAUUGUCUUCAUUAACAGUUAAAGGUGUUUGCUUUAAAUCUUAUUCCCCAGAUGUUUUCUCAACGUUUCAAGGUUAUAAAUACAACAUUCUCGAAAAACCAGAUUACUCAAAAAUUGAGAUGUUUAUGAAUUUCAUUAAAGAAGCCAUUUGUGAUAAUAACGAUGAAGUGUAUAAAUACCUACUCGGUUGGAUUGCAUCAAUGAUUCAACAUCCUGGAAUCAAGAAUGAAACAGCAAUUAUUUUGAAAGGACUUCAGGGAACAGGUAAAAACAGAUUUACAGACAUUAUUUCUGAACUUCUUGCCGGUUAUUCAUGCAAAAACAUUACUGAAAUAAGUGAGCUAACGGGUAAUUUCAAUUCAGUAGUUGAGAAUAAAAUGUUUCUUGUACUUAAUGAACUCAAGAAUGUAGGUGAAGACAGACUCGCAAACUUCGACGCUUUGAAAUCAAUUAUUACGGAUAAUGAGAUUAGAAUUAAUGAAAAGAAUCAACCCAGAAGAACUGCUCAGAAUGUUGCCAAUUUCAUUUUCGUAACUAAUAACGUUUACCCUGUCAAAAUUGAAGUUGGAGACAGAAGAUAUGUAGUUUUAAGAGUUAAUGGUAAAUUUAAGGGUCAAUUUGAUUACUUCAAGAAUUUGAUGGAUUCAUGCACAAAGGAAUUUUAUGAUAAUUUACUGACGUAUUUUAUACAAUAUGACCUUUCAUCAUUUAAUGUACGAAUCAUACCGAUGACUGAAGCCAAACAAGAUUUAAUUGAAUUAUCAACAAAUCCUUUAGAUGUAUGGAUAAAUACACAUUAUGAUGAAUUGUGUGCAGGUAUGACGUGUAAAAAUGCGCUAUUCUGCAAACCAUCAGACAUGAAAGACAAGAAUUUUCAAAUGAGCAUUAAAGAUAAAUGUGAUAGGAAACAGAGAAGAAUAGAUGAUAAACAGACGUGGUGUUAUGUUUUGAAAGAAGAAAUGAAAGGAUUAUAUAAACAGGUUGAACCAAACGAUAAUGAGGAUUCAUUUACUGACGAUGAAAUACCCGUAAAUGAAGCUUUAUAA